AUGCUUCCCCUCGCCCUUCUUGCGCUUCUCUCCCCAGCUUCAGCGGGAGAGGUGAUUUUCACCCCAGAUGCGCCGACGCCCUCGCUUCCCUCUUGCCUGCGUUCGGCGUACCACGGCGAGUUUGGCGGAAAGCACGUCUACCUCCCCACCUCGGAAUGUCAGCAGGAGUUCUCCUCUGGCUCGAUCGUCGAGGUCGGUUCUGACGACGCCAUUGUCUGGGUUACCCGUGCUGGACUCGAGGGUGAUGACAACUCGCUCAUCGGGGACCUCUUCGCCCCAUCUGCCCGCGCGGAGGACGGCGCUCAGGCGGUGAUGCAGGCGCCCUCGCCGCUGAGCUUCCUGCACGCCGAUGACGAGUCGUUCUUCCUCUCAAUUCCGCGAUCUGACCUGCAGCGACUCGACAGCCUGCUCCCGCGCCAUCUGUCGAGCGUCGUGCUUGGCGGCCCCGUCCCGCUGGAUGGACGCUGGGAGGUCCCGAAGAGUGCGCGCAAGCACCUCACCAAGCUGAUUGACAACCUGACCUUCCGGCCCGAGGUCGACGACCUGCUCGACGAGCUCAACGUCGACGUCGUGGCGAGGCACGUCCGCUACCUGACCGGCGAGGCAGAGGACUCGCCCAUCCGCUCCCGGCACGCGAUGCACCCCGAUGCGCGCCUCGCGGGUCUCUACAUCCGUGACAAGAUGACCGAGGCUGGAUUCGAGUGCAGCGGCUUCCCCGUCCUGCCCGAAGCUGGGUGGAGCCCGUCGGUAGUCUGCGCUCUCGCGGGCCAGGACUCGACCGACCAAGUCGUGAUCAGCGCGCACUACGACUCGCGCGGCAGCUUUGGAUCCGUCUACGCGCCCGGCGCCAACGACGACGCGAGCGGCACGGCGCACCUCCUGACGCUCGGCGAGGUGAUCGGGUUCAACAAGCUCAAGUUUGAGAAGACGCUCGUCCUCGCCUUCUGGAGCGGGGAGGAGCAGGGGCUCCUCGGCUCGCACGCCGCCGCCGAGUAUCUCGCCAAGCAGAACGCGACCGUCACCAUCAACGUCCAGGCCGACAUGCUCGGCUACCAUGUGCCAGGCGAGCCGCCGCAGCUCGCGCUCCCCGAGAAGAUUGCGACGCCUGAGGCGUCAUACCUCGUCUCAAACGUCAGCGCACUGUACGCGCCCACCCUCGUUGUGGGCCGUACGGGAGCGUGCUGCACCGACCACCAGAGCUUCCUCACGUUUGGCUUCCCCGCCACGGCGCUCUUUGAGCGCAACGGGCCCAUCGCGGACCCCAUGUACCACAACUCGGGCGACCUGUCGGACCGCGUCGGGUAUGACUUUGAGCAGAUCAAGACAAUUGCGCGCGUCACGCUCGCGACGGCGAUUGAGGCGGCGGGCGCCAAGCUGGGCAAGAAGUAG
Trichosporon asahii var. asahii CBS 2479 is the source of this 1389-nucleotide messenger RNA. RefSeq lists its product as uncharacterized. The record is from RefSeq and is a predicted model, not a curated record. Bases 1 to 1389 code for a protein of 462 amino acids. The transcript has a single exon. Gene Ontology annotation, biological process: proteolysis. Lineage: Eukaryota; Fungi; Basidiomycota; Tremellomycetes; Trichosporonales; Trichosporonaceae. Gene Ontology annotation, molecular function: metalloexopeptidase activity.